Messenger RNA from Lecanosticta acicola, 881 nucleotides. The record is from the annotation of a GenBank genome assembly. NCBI's taxonomy places the organism in Eukaryota, Fungi, Ascomycota, Dothideomycetes, Mycosphaerellales, Mycosphaerellaceae.
AUGGUCACACCUUUGCACUUCCUCUCUGCGCCGGUCGCAGAAAGCCCAUUGGCCAUGACCCUUAUGUCAGUCCUCUUCCUCUCUGCGCCGGCCGCAGAGAGCCCAUCGACCGUGACCCUCAUGUCAGCCCUCUUCCUCGCCCUCUUCUUCCUGGUCUUCGUCUUCCGCUACCUGCGAACGGUCGUCUCGAUCCACUCCUGGAACACCUACAAGCCAAAGCCGAUCCCUGAGCCUAACCCUAACCCUAACCCAUCGGCCAUGACCUCCAUGUCAGCCAUCUUCCUCGCCCUCGUCGACACGGGCGUCAAAGGCCGGAGAAAAACGGUCACCAUCCAGCUGCCAGGGGAAGACGAUUACAUUCCGAUACCCCCAAGCGUGGCAUCUUUCGAGGAGGAAGACGAUGCUGCUGGAGACGAAACCUCCGACGAUUGCGACAUGCCCUCUUCUUCCUGGUCUUCGUCUUCCGCUACCUCCGAAGGGUCGUCUCGAUCUACUCCUGGAACACGUAUAAGCCAAAGUCGAUCCUCAAGAGCCCGACCUACACCUCUGCCGACGUCUCCGUCGUCAUCCUCGCGCUCUUCUUCCUCGUCUUCAUCUUCCGGUACCUGCGAACGGUCGUCUCCAUUCACUUAUGGACCACCUACAAGCCAAAGCCGAUCCCCAAGAACCCGACCUACACCUCCGCCGACGUCUCGGUCAUCAUCCCCACGGCGUUCAAGCAGCCGGUUGCAUGGGUUUUGAAAAUGAGACAGUUUGAUAGAGGCCACUGGGAGCACUUUGCUCGCAAUUUCGCGGUGGGAGCAGCGCGAGCUGGCGAGCUUCUUGAACCGCCGCUAGGGAUGAGAAGCAAACACGCAGUGAGCGGAAUAGCACUACAAUGA